AUGAGUGAUUACAAUCGGCCACCGCCCAUCUUCGGAUUUGGGAGCAAUAAUAAUCAGCAACCUCCGCCUUUCAGUAUUCCUCCUCCUGCUGCUGACCAAGCUUGUCCAAUGGAAAUUUGUGAUGAAGGGCCUCAACAACUGAAUAACACUUUUAUGGAGAACCACAGCAUUAAUCGUGCGUCUUUCCAAGAAAUUCAUUCUCAUCAAAAUCAAGAUUUCUCACUCAACAAACAGUUUGGAAUAUACGAAAUAUCAGUCUUGAUUAGCAACCAGAACGAUGUUGGAGUGGCAUUGGCAAAGCCGAUUAUCCUAGAGAAGAUGAAAGAAAAUGCUGAUUGCGUGUUCUCGCCGCUCUCUCUUAACGUCCUACUGAGCUUCGUUGCAGCAGGGGCCAAAGGCUCCACUCAGCAUGAGCUCCUCUCUUUCCUCAAGUCCACAUCCCUUGAGCAGCUGAAUUCCUUGUCCGCAGUCCUUGUGAAUUCCGUACUAGUUGAUGGCAGUCGUUGUGGUGGCCCUCGCUUGUCCUUUGUCAACGGAGCUUGGGUUGAUCAGUCACUCUCUUUUAAGCCCGAGUUCAAGAACAUUUCUGACAAUGUAUACAAAGCUUGUUCUGAACAAGUUGAUUUUGCAAAGCAUGCUGAGAAGGUAAGAGCUGAAGUGAAUAACUGGGUUGAAAAAGAAACAAAUGGUCUCAUCAAAGACCUUAUUCCCGAUAAUGCCGUGAACAACGAGACUAGAUUGAUUCUUGCGAAUGCUCUGUAUUUUAAAGGAGUUUGGGAGCAGAAGUUUGAAGCAUCAGUGACAAAAGAGCAUGACUUUCUCCUCUUAAAUGGCGGCACAAUCAAAGUCCCUUUUAUGACCAGCUGGAAAAGACAAUACAUAAGUGUCUAUAAUGGUUUUAAAGUCUUGCGCCUUCCUUACCAACAAGGCCAGGAAAUGAAUCGACACUUCUCCAUGUACAUAUAUCUCCCUGAUUAUAAGGAUGGGCUGCAGGAUUUGGUGCAAAAAGUUGUUUCUCAAUCUGGAUUCUUUAAGCAUCAUUUGCCAAGGGAAAAAAAGUUGGUUGGUGACUUCCGCAUUCCGAAAUUCAAGAUUUCAUAUGGGAUUGAAGCGUCAGGUGUUCUAAAAUAUCUAGGCCUUGUUUUGCCUUUUACUGAAGGCCUGGAUGACAUGGUAAACUGCAAUCUAGCUGUUUCUCAAGUUUAUCACAAAUCCUUCAUCGAAGUUAACGAACAAGGUACAGAAGCUGCUGCCGCGAGUGCUGCGGUUAUGAGUUUUGGUUGUGCUGCUGUUGCAGUUCCUGAGCAAGUGGUAGACUUCGUUGCGGAUCAUCCAUUUCUUUUCAUUAUUACCGAAGACCGAACUGGAUCACUAUUGUUCAUGGGUAGUGUGGUUAAUCCUCAUACGUCUUGA
Molecule: messenger RNA, 1413 nt
Organism: Oldenlandia corymbosa var. corymbosa
Lineage: Eukaryota; Viridiplantae; Streptophyta; Magnoliopsida; Gentianales; Rubiaceae
Source: the annotation of a GenBank genome assembly